Molecule: messenger RNA, 1644 nt
Organism: Hippocampus zosterae (dwarf seahorse)
Lineage: Eukaryota; Metazoa; Chordata; Actinopteri; Syngnathiformes; Syngnathidae
Gene: il12ba
Product: interleukin 12Ba
Exons: 7
Coding region: 136-1146 (336 amino acids)
Molecular function (GO): protein binding
Source: RefSeq, a predicted model, not a curated record
UGACAGGUUGGACUAGUUAUUUAUUCAUAGAAGCUGUGAUAUUAAAUAUAUUAGAGGGCAUGCUAUGAAAAAGAAGAAAAAAAACAUGCCAGCCUGUCCAUAUGAUAUAUUUUUUUCUAUAAAUUCUCCUUGCAGAUGAAUUUCAUUGAUUUCAUCCUUACGUGUGCAUUUCUUCAUGUGGGCUAUCAAAACCCUCUGAGCUCCUGGACUCUUCAACCUAACGUUUUGGUUGUGAAAGUCAACGGAUCGCCGAGUCAACAAGCCCUCAAGUGCCUGCACACGGCAGAGGGAUUAACGAAUGGCGAUGACAAGGAUAUAUUAUGGAAGAAGAACGGCAAAGAAGAGAAACAGAGGGGUAAUUCAUACAUGGUGCAGCUAGAGGAGAGUUUAGGAGGAGGCCGCUACAGCUGCUACAGCGCAAACGGAUCUCUUCUCAAUCACACUGUUGUCCUAAUUCAAGAGGACACCACCAGAAGGAAGAUUCUGAUGAAAACUGACCAGGAGGAGUAUUUAAAGUGCUCAACCCAAAAUUUCGAGGGAGCAUUCCGAUGCUCUUGGACUUGGCACAGGACCCGCGUUGGAAAAGUAGCAAUGAUCAGAGCAGGACGAGGCAGAGAUGUUGAGUGUUCUGUGGACGCCAGUGGGCAACGAUGGACAUGCUCCUCUGGUCAAGGUCAAAUCAGCUGCUCGGUGGAAGGCACAGGAGAUGGGAUCUCCUGUGUGGACAAGCGGCACUGCGCAUUUGCAGAGGAGAAACAGCGUAUCUUCUUGACGGUCUACGUUAAGACAGAACGUUUCCUGGUGGAGAGCUACUCCAAACACUUCUACUUAUCUGAAAUUGUGAAGCCUGACAAAGUGAAGAUCAGGAGAGUCAACGCAUCGAUGAUAGAAGUGACUUACCCGGGUUCCUGGAGCAGUCCUUUAUCUUACUUCCCACUCACUAUCCAGGUUACGCAGAGGCCACGCGGGUGCAAAAACUGUGACAACCCCUGCGAAGACUUAACCGCUGCGGAGACUGUGACAGUGAACUCCUCAAGCACUUGUCGAUUUGAGGUCAAGUCCGAGUUUAAGACUAUCUGUGUCCGAGCUAAGGAUGCCCUCUGCAACUCGCAAUGGAGUGACUGGAGCCACCUCAGCACAGACUGAGAAAGAAGCGAAAAAGCAAACAGAGGAAUCAUACCAGCUGAGAACAUAUGCAGUUGAUGAGAAGGAGCAUCUGGGCAUCUGUAGGAACAGUAUUUAUUAUAUAUUAUAUAUAUAUAUAUAUUUUUGGGGGGGGGUGAAUAAAAUGCUUGGUUGUAUGUGUAAUUGAAAGUUGUUUUCCUCAUGAAUGCUGAAGCAGUCCUGCAUCUUAGUGAGAAAAGUAGCUCAUAUCUGUAUCGGAAAUCAACUUGCAUCAUUGAAAUGACCUCAAAUGCCAUUGACCCAUUCCAGGCUCCCAAAAACAGCAACAACAAAAAAAAAAAUGUAAUUUGUUUUUAAUGAGAAAAACAGCACUGUGACGUUAUACUUAUAUUGAACCAGCAUGAGACUGGGUUUUGUGUUUUACCCAUAUAUUGUCUAAUGUUUUGAUGUUAUUAAUUUAUUGCUUUGUAUGGAGUGAUGGGCGUUUUUAAAUGCUCUACAAAUAAAGUUGAGUUGAAA